Molecule: messenger RNA, 627 nt
Organism: Sporothrix schenckii 1099-18
Lineage: Eukaryota; Fungi; Ascomycota; Sordariomycetes; Ophiostomatales; Ophiostomataceae
Exons: 1
Coding region: 1-627 (208 amino acids)
Source: RefSeq, a predicted model, not a curated record
AUGGCCGAUAGUAUCAAAGACGAAAGCGAAUCGCCGGGCCGGAUCGUGGGCGCCUCGAGCUCAAGAGAUGUGCUUCCUCGGCUGUCACCACCGGGCGACCAAGAAGCCACCUCAUACUACCGGUACCUGCCAUCCCAACCACGUCUUCUGGGCCACACGACGUCGGGGGUCAUACCGUGGCCGCCACCUUUUCAACCCUUGCCGAACGAGUACGUGUCUCACCAAGAGUCACCAAAGAACGUCUUGGCGCCCAUUGGUGACCACCUCAUUGUUGCCAUCUGGGACAACAUCGAGCCCCUAAUUCAACACGCACUGUCCCGCUUACCCUGGACGUCAAUCGACGUUUUUCGUAUCGGCUUGCAAAACAAGCGAAUCCUUGAUCGGCCAGUUGUUGUGUGGGUGGGAAUCGGCACCAGCAGAGUGUCCUGGGACAACCAGGUCGCGCCCGCCCUGCGAGCAGUCCGCACCAUCCUAGACGACGCAAACUUGCGGGACGUGGAGAGCGAGUUCCGCACAUCGGAUGUCCACUAUCUAUCGAGCCCUGUCUUACUGAGUCCCAGCAAGAUAGGCCUUCUUACUCCAAAGUUCUACGAGUGCACCAACGUCAUUGGAACUGCUAUUGGGUAG